AUGGCUUUUCGUCGCCGCCGAGGCAACUUGUCUGAUGACACUGAAAAACGCCGACAUACCCUCUUCGAACCCAGCGCAUCCGGCGAUCUUCCUCCUCCAGUUCCUUCUCAGCCCGACCACAACGAUGACGAGGGACAAGGACCCGGAGAGUCUUCCCACCCACAGCAACCUCGCGAGUUAGCUCGCGAGUCAACAACUAGCCGUCCUGAAGGUCUCCCCGAGAGUCAAACUGAAAGUCGCCCCGGAAGUCGCCCUGGAAGUCGCCCAGACACCCCUCCUAUACAAGAAGAAAACAGCAAACAUCAUCGCUUCUCCGUCUUGCGUUUCCGAAACGCGAGUGAUUCUCAACUGUCUCUACGAGCCAAGCAACAAUCCGAGAAGCCGCCGCCUGUUCCGCGACCACCCGAAAUCAUUACCACCGCUCCAACAAACGACUUCAAUGGACCGAAAAAGAAACCUUCACGCAUAGGCCUGACUGCCAGGUUCCGUCGCUCGACGGAUUUGCCCCGUGAGGACGUCAACACCAACAAUGGAACGGGACGCCAGAAGACACUUCGGAAAUCCUUCACUGAUGACAGACGACGCCCCACGCUCGCUACACUGGAGGAACCUGAAUCUCCGCGACCAUCGACAACAGCUACAACAAGUAGUCCUAAUGGUACAAUCUUAACACCUCCAAACCGCCCUUCCGAGUCAUCCAGGUCUGAUGCUAGCUCCAACGAUCGCUUGUCUCACCAGAGUUCGUCCUAUCAGAGUCCGGAGACGACACCCAAGAAAUCAGGCCCGUUCUUUCGAUUGCGACGGCAUAAGAAAGCACCAGAGCCUCUCUUUCCAUUUGCGCAUCUUCAGCAGCAAGGAAAAGCACCCCCAGGCAUCUCCUCGGCUUCGUCCCUUGGGAUUUCCACCACGCCACGUCCAGCUUCCGCUCAGAGCGGCCGAACAGCUAGCGGAAAUACUAACAGAGGAGAUUCCGAUCUAAGGUCAGGCCAAUCACCUGCGACCACUCUGGUGGCACCUGGGGGGGUCCAGUCGGGGCAUUCUUCACCCACGAGGGGAGAUCUGUUGCGAGGAAGGUCCUCUACUAUGAGUUCGAUGGGCCGUGACUCCAAUGACGAUCAUCUUCUACCGCCGACGACACGAACGUCGUCCUCUACUGGUCGUAAAAGCUUUGGUGAUUUGUUUGGCCUCAGUCGUUUGCGGCAGAAUUCGGAACUCAGUCGUCAGGGCACGAUGACUCCUACAACCCCCGGGUCCAUUGGAUCUAAAAACAACUCGCUCCAGCUUGCCAGGGACUCCUUUGUUCUCCCAGAACGCAACGAAGACGAGUCACCAGCCAAAUAUCUUGCGCGGGUCGAAGAAGUUGCCAGCCGAGGCAUCAUUGCUGCGACUCUUUCAAAAAGCGCUGACCCAUUCAUGGCUUCGGUCCUUCGGAGUUACAUGCGUAGUUUUAGCUUCUUUGGUGAUCCUAUGGAUAUGGCUAUUCGAAAACUGCUCAUGGAAGCUGAGCUACCUAAGGAAACACAGCAGAUCGACCGUUGCUUACAAGCGUUUGCCAACCGCUACCAUGAGUGUAACCCAGGCAUUUACUCAUCGCCUGAUCAGGCGUACUUCAUUGCUUUCUCCCUACUCAUUCUACAUACCGACGUCUUCAACAAGAAUAACAAGCACAAAAUGCAAAAAGCUGAUUACCUGAAGAACACAAACGGAGAGGGCAUAUUUGACGACAUUCUGGAAUGUUUUUAUGACAACAUAACUUAUACCCCUUUCAUUCACGUUGAGGAUGAUUUAGACCCUACAAGCGACCGCUAUGCUGCUUCACAUAAAUCUCGACGAAAACCUCUGAUCUCUUCUACAGUAAACGACCCCGCAAAAAGAGCUGUCAAGGAGCCUAUCGAUCCCUAUACCCUGAUCUUGGACGGAAGCCUUGAUGCUCUGAGACCAAACUUGAAGGAUGCCAUGGAGCUGGAGGAUCACUACAAUUACCUCGGCUCUGCGACUAGUCUGAACUUGAAGGACUUACAGAAAACGUUUUUUAGAACAGGUGUACUGCAGAUCGUGUCUGCCCGGUCUCGACCUGACGCUUUCAUGACGGAACAGACAGCUAGCAACCCGGCCGAAGCACAUCCCGGUAUCGUCGACAUCAAGGUCACCAAGGUUGGAUUACUUUGGCGGAAAGAUGCGAAGAAACGCAAGGCAAGGUCUCCGUGGCAGGAAUGGGGCGCCAUUCUUACUGGGGCGCAGCUCUACUUCUUCCGCAAUACAGGCUGGGUGAAGUCUUUAAUGCAUCAGUAUGAGAACCACAUCAAGGCGGGACAUGACGGAACACCGUUGAUCUUCACACCCCCGCUUCAAGAGUUCAAACCAGAUGGUCUCAUGUCAACUUAUGCUGCCGUGGCCCUCCAUGAUACGGCGUAUAAGAAGCACAAGAACGCUUUCGUCUAUGUGCGGCAGGGUGGUCUAGAAGAAGUGCUAUUGGCAGAUAAUGAAGAAGAAAUGAACGACUGGCUCGCCAAACUCAAUUAUGCUGCCGCCUUCCGGACUACGGGCGUUAAGAUGCGUGGUGUCAUCGGAGGCAACUAUGACGGACAGAGUCGUCGUGGUUUACGUCGACUGGAUAGCGCUGAUGCUGCCACCCUCAUCCAGACACCAACCGGACCAGUGUCUAUCGCGAGGAGUCGAAUAGACCAUAAAAUGGCCGAAGAUAUCUCGGCUGCUCGAAGAGACGUGAUGAAGCAGAAGAUUGCUGAAGCUGAUGAGCAUGUGCAAGAGAUUCAGAAACAGCUGGAACACCAGCUCAGGAACGCACGCCACCUGCUAAUCCUUGCGCCCAUCCAGCCAAGAACGAGGGAACAGCUUUUAUCUGCUGCUGCGCGGAUAUCUGCUCAGCUCAAGUGGACGCGCCAAGAUAUGUGGAAACACAAAUGCCACCGUGAUAUCUUGAUACAGGAUCUCGAAGAAGAACACCCAUCCUCGACCUUUACUCCUACCAAGCAACAGUCAAACCGACUUUCACAGAGAACAGGGUCGCCUACGCCACGGGGCAACGUGGGUCGUAGAGGAUCGCGGUCAACGCAUCAUUCUGGAACCGAGGCCGGCCCAAGAACACCCACCGAGCCGCAGAUCGCCCACGUCCCUAACACAGCCCAAGUCACAGAGGAUGUCGAUUCACCUCUGGAUCAGGUUUUCACAACACCUCCCCAGAGUGCGACUAAACGCCGGCAUAGUUCACGCGAUCUCUCCUUUGUUCGACCAGAAGCUGCUAGCACGAGACACGGGUCAGUAUCUAGUAUCGCCCAGUCUCCCAUAGCAUCCCUCCCUUCCACACCGCUAGCUAAACCCCCUUCGGCCCAAGAUGAAAGCAACAAGCCACCGAUGCGCAAGGAGGACGACGGAAACCAUGAUCCUGACGCCGAUGAACGAGACUUCCUGGAGCAGGCCGGCCUACUUGAGCAACGACCCAGCCGUGACCCUACAGACAAAGCCACUGUUUCCACAGGUGCUGAUGUACCUGGGGAGUCUGGGACACCUACAGACAAGGGUGACAGGAGUAAAAUUCGCCGCAGUCUCCAACGCACUCUUCGAGAGGGCGCUGGACAUCUCUCGCACCACCGCGGCAGCCGAAAGGGCAAGGAGGUCGCUGGGCCAGGGGAAGAAUCGACCCAAGAGCACCAACUUUCCAGAGGCACAGGGAGCUUCGUGGUGCAUGGCAAGAAGGCAUCAGUCAUUAACUUUGGUGAUGGCCUGCAGAACAUGACCCAUGAUGAGAAAAUCCGUGCUCGAAAGUCCUCCCAGCAGCAAGAUCCUCCACUGUCGCCAAUGCCUAGUGGACCAGAGGAUGAAGACUUCUAUUCUGCCGUUGGUGUGCCGGUGGAGUCGAGUGAGCGUAGAGAAUCCAUUGCAAGCGCAAGCACUGCAACCGCACGAAGCUUCCGCGAACUACAUAGGAAGUAUUCGACCGCCCAAGCAGCUAGAAGCACAUCAGCUGGCGGUAGGUUAACAAUACCGUCGGACACGGAGAGCGAAGUUGCAGUCAGCUUCUCAGAUGGGCGCCGCAGUCCCCUGCCUCCAAUGGAGACAGAGACGGACGAGGAGUCAGACGGUACUGGUGUAAGGAGAGGCCGAAGCACCAAGAAGGACGAUCUCGAAAGUCAAGACUCGGAUUCUGAGUCGCUUCAGGAUAUAGAGCAGCUUCCGAGCCGGCCCGUGCAGCCCGUUAACGCCUGA
This is a messenger RNA of Fusarium musae, 4224 nucleotides long. RefSeq lists its product as uncharacterized. NCBI's taxonomy places the organism in Eukaryota, Fungi, Ascomycota, Sordariomycetes, Hypocreales, Nectriaceae. Gene Ontology annotation, biological process: regulation of ARF protein signal transduction. Bases 1 to 4224 code for a protein of 1407 amino acids. Gene Ontology annotation, molecular function: guanyl-nucleotide exchange factor activity. The record is from RefSeq and is a predicted model, not a curated record. The transcript is spliced from 2 exons.